UCUACACGCAUCAAGGAUCGGGUUGCGUAAUUUCAACACCAACAACGGUCGACCCGCCAUUCGUUUAAUCCUCUUCGUGGCCUGAGGCCUGAGGCGAAUCUUUCGUGUGUGAAAGAAGAGAUAUCGCGUACCGAAUAAUUAAAAAUGCCUUGGCUUGUGAUAAAAUUCAAUUUGGAAAACAUUGUAGAAGCGGUGCCAAAAAAUUGGUAUUGUAAAGAAACAUCUUCUUGUUACUGGCCGCCAGAUACUUGCAAUCAUUCAAUUAGCGAAAAGAUAAAAAAUCAAUAUAGUCCAGAUCCUUUAUUGUGGGAAACACAUCCCGCUGAAAUAUUGGGACAAUAUGAUGAUUUUAAAAUUGCUAAGAAAAAGGCCAAUAAAGCCAAAAGUACUAAUGAGCUUUCCUCGAAUAAUGAAGAUUUUAAAAAGAAAAAGAUACUAAAAAAACACAAAGAUAAUAAAACGCGACAUAAUACAGAUACCGAUAAUACAUCAUUAGAUGAAUAUUCAAAUGAUGGAAAUAGUUACCCCGUCACAUCUUUUCUGAAUUCGGAAAAAUCAGUGAAUGACACUCAUCAAAUUACUGUUCAGCAUAAACGUACAGAAAAAAAUAUAAAUAAUGCUUCAAAUUUAAUUGUUAUAAGUAAGGAUGCUUUUUCAAAAUAUCAGUUAUUAAAUUCAAAAUAUCAAGAGGAGGUACUGAAGGAAAUAAACUUACUACAUCUAAAAAUUAAUGAUAUAUCGGAUAGCAUAAAAGUUAUCAUUAAUAGUGCGAAAGUAAACACCGAAACUGUUGUCCAAAAUGAUAGAUCGGAAGUUUUAAAAAUCAUACAUUUAUUUCCGAUGACCGAAAAAUCAUUAAUUGAGGUGGAAGAUUGGAUUAACUCAUCAAUAGAUAAUAAAGAAGCACUGACUAAAGAGUUAAGUCAUAUAGGAGGCACCACCUUAAAGGAAUUGAUUAAAAAAUUAAUGUACAGAUUAUUCUUUAAUGAAGUUGGAAUGUUAUACUCAUGGGAAGGGGCCAAAAAAAGAAGGUUUUCAAAAACUUAAAUAUUGCAGCUGUUAUUUUAGAUGUAGUUCGUGUAAAUCCGAAAUUUCAAAACGCCACUGAAAUUGAAGCAAUUAAUUAUAUAAAAUCUUGGCUCGUUAGAAGUAAGGAUCGAUAUAACAACGAACGGAGAAAGACUAACCAAAUUGUAAACAACACUCAGGAAGAAACCAAUCAAGUUGACUCUCCGUAGACUCAACACUAACGACAAAGAUACGUAUUUAUAAUUUUUAAUAUCCAUGCGAAAUGUAACAUUUCAUCGAGGCCGCUUCGAUAAUUGAAAAACUAGUAUAUUCAUGUGAUAAUUAUUUUCAUGCGAUAAUUAUUUUCAUUGAUUGCACAAGUCAUGUCUAUAUAAUUGAUAGGAUUAUAUGUUUGACACUUUACGUAGACAAUUGUUUACUGCAAUGUGUCAAUGAUUUAACUUUAAAACGGUCCUCCUAGACACUCGAUAUUACUGAUCGUUUAAACUGGUUUUUAACAUUGAUGGAUACAGAUACAUUAUCAGAAAUGAUAGUGUGUAGAUUUUAAAUAACUUUUGAUCCCGUACACUGCAUUUAAUGGGUGUGUAGGGAAUCCGGUAAUUUUUUUAAGUAUUUUUUAAAUAUAUACUGUAUUUCGAA
Messenger RNA from Solenopsis invicta (red fire ant), 1668 nucleotides. RefSeq lists its product as uncharacterized. The transcript is spliced from 8 exons. Bases 145 to 1047 code for a protein of 300 amino acids. NCBI's taxonomy places the organism in Eukaryota, Metazoa, Arthropoda, Insecta, Hymenoptera, Formicidae. The record is from RefSeq and is a predicted model, not a curated record.